Fusarium coffeatum is the source of this 1080-nucleotide messenger RNA. RefSeq lists its product as uncharacterized. NCBI's taxonomy places the organism in Eukaryota, Fungi, Ascomycota, Sordariomycetes, Hypocreales, Nectriaceae. Gene Ontology annotation, cellular component: peroxisomal importomer complex; peroxisomal membrane. Gene Ontology annotation, molecular function: signaling receptor binding. The transcript is spliced from 4 exons. Gene Ontology annotation, biological process: protein import into peroxisome matrix, docking. Bases 1 to 1080 code for a protein of 359 amino acids. The record is from RefSeq and is a predicted model, not a curated record.
AUGUCUAUCCGCGAGGAUCUAGUCACCUCUGCUAUUCAAUUCCUACAAGAUCCUAGCGUCGCGUCAUCCUCGGUCGAAAGUCGCAUAUCGUUCCUUCGAAGCAAGAACUUGACCCAAGAAGAAAUCGACGCCGCGCUGUCGCGAACAGGCGGCAGCGCACCCUCAGCAGCUCCUGUUGCGCCUUAUCAAAGCGCUCCAGCUGGCCCUCCUUCCAAUCAGCAAUACUAUCCCCCCUAUGCACAACAUGCCUGGCAGCCGCCACCACCUCCUCCCCGCCGGGACUGGAGGGAUUGGUUCAUUAUGGCUACUGUAGUCGGAGGAGUGUCCUAUGGUCUUUACGAGCUCGGAAAGCGCUACGUAUACCCUAUGGUUGCACCUCCGACACCGGAGAAGUUGGAACAGGAUAAGAAAUCGAUUGAGGACCAAUUCGACCGAGCUUUCACACUAGUUGAACAGCUAGCAAAGGAUACAGAGAGCUUGAAGAAUGCCGAAAAGGAGCGAACUGAGAAGCUUGACGCGGCGAUCGCAGACCUCGAGACAGUUAUGACCGACCUCAAGGCUGCCAACCGACGACGCGAGGACGAUGCGACCCGAAUCAGGGACGAGGUCCAAUCUCUCAAGGACGCGAUUCCCAAGGCUCUCGAGAACCAGAAGUCCCUGACUGAUGGUCGCCUGCGCGAGAUCAAUACUGAGCUUACCAGCCUCAAGACAUUGGUUUCUCAGCGCAUGACCACCCCCAGCGCCACAACUCCCUCUUCAACCAUGAACUACAUGCGAAACGCAGGUGGCAGCGCAACUACUCCUGCUGCUGCUUCCACUCCCGCUGCCUCUACCCCUGCGGCAAAGACCAGUGGGGAGAAGGCCACGGUUGAGUCUGCCACUACUACCCCUGCCGCAGAGAUCCCUAAGCCAACAUUCCCCUCUGCUCCUCAGCUCAACCGCUCAUCUUCGCCUCUUGCCAACAUGUCAGGCAAGAAGGCCAUUCCCGCCUGGCAGAUGGCCAUGGCUAACCAGAAUGAUACGUCCUCGACUCAGGUCAAGGCCGAUGAGACCAAGGCCGGAGCGAGCUCAAGCUCUUGA